AAGUGUUACUAUCACUAUGUUUCAAAACAUCAACAACCAUUGUUUAAUGGAGGGUAGUGAGUGAUUUCUAUAGAAAUGGAGCAAGCAGGGGUACCCUCCGAGCAGGCAGCAUGCUCUCGCGAGCAGACGGGAGCGAGCGAGCAAGCGGGCAGCGCUGUCGAGCCGAUGGAGUGCUCGGAGCCUACUGGCCAGACGGAGGUGCCAUGCGUGUCAGAUGAGAGGGAGGGCUGCUACGAGCAAGUGGUGCUGUCGUCUGGGUCGGAGGAGCGGUCCCCUGAACCGACAAUAAGCGAGAAACCGGCACAGGAUGAAGAGUUUUCGGAGCCCUGGCUUAACCAUUUUGUGGAGCAGCUGGGCCGCGUGCCGUCUCUGUGGCGCCCCGGGAUGCACACCUACUCAGGGGUCAUUAAGGAGAAGACGGCGCGCGGGUUCGGGUACAUCCGCCUGAUGUCGGGGCUGGAGCCCGAGGCCGAGGGAGACAAGAAGACGCGCAUCGUGCGCGCGCAGACCCUCUGCAAGAGGUUCUUCUUAGCGCUGAGGAAACAGUUACGAAAAGCAGCCGCCGACGCCCUCGAGUUGAACCCGUUAGCGAGUCCUGAUGUCGCGCUCCGAAGUUGUCCGAUCUGGGUGCGCCGGGCUGACUCCUUCCUCAACCAGAUGCCCCUUAUGGUCGCUCAACUCAACGCUCAGCGGGAGGCCAAAAGCAAUAAGAAGAAACCCCCUCCCUCGUCGGUGGCGCCGCCGCGGCUGGCCCCUCGGCCCUCGGCGACGCCGCCGCGGCUGCAGGCGCCGGUGCCGCCGGGCGCGGCGGGCGCGGCGUGGGUGCGGCGCGUGGUGCGCGGCCUGCGGCGCGCCGCGCGCCGGGAGAACAUCCUCGCCACCAGCACCGCCAUCAAACACAUCGCCGUACGCCUGGGGACCACCGAGGACCGGAUAUGCCAGACGUGGUGGGGGGUGCGGAAGCUGGCCAUGUUCAAGCUGCGGCAGUCGAUAGCGCGCGGCGACGUGCCCACUGACAACGGACGCCUGGACGCCGUGGACUGGGCCAUCGUCGACAUGGUGCUCAUGUACCGGGCCAGCGAGAUGAUGGUCGAUGAGGUAGGUGUCAUCUCUGAACAUGUUUAA
Molecule: messenger RNA, 1125 nt
Organism: Cydia fagiglandana
Lineage: Eukaryota; Metazoa; Arthropoda; Insecta; Lepidoptera; Tortricidae
Exons: 6
Coding region: 76-1125 (349 amino acids)
Source: RefSeq, a predicted model, not a curated record